UCACUUCUUUUUAUUCAUUUGUUGUUUUUGAUUUUUUCUGAUUUAAUAAUAAAAUGUUUUAAAUUGUUUGUUAUUUUGAUUUUUUUUUCUAUUCUUUUUGUCUGGAAUUUAAAUGGUGUUUUGAUUCUACUUCCUCUGUUAUCAAUGAUGGGCUGCUUCUGUUGUAAGUCUAAACGUCGUACAGAGGAUACAAGUAAUCAACCCUCCGGUGACAAUUUGACCAGUCGAUCACCAGGCCUCACCCAACAACACCAUGAAUUAAUCAGUGCACCCAUACAAAGUAAUUUGGAUUCUUCUCAUGUUCAUGUGUCUAAUUUAAGAAAUGGUGGACAACUUAAUCCUUCUGGAGUUGUUGGUGCCAGUGGUUCAUCUAAUCUGCCUGUUGUACCGGUUCUAAAUGAUGAUAGUUUACAUGGACCAGAGGAUCACCUUCUUAACAAUAGUAAAGUGUUUGUUGCCCUUUAUGAUUAUGAUGCUCGGACUGAGGAAGAUUUAAGUUUUAAGAAAGGUGAACAUUUAAUCGUGGUUAAUGAUACUCAAGGUGAUUGGUGGUAUGCUAAAUCAAAAUCAACCAAAUUAGAGGGAUAUAUACCCUCCAAUUAUGUUGCCAAACUGUCUUCUAUUGAAGCAGAACCAUGGUAUUUUGGAAAAAUCAAGCGAGCUGAAGCUGAAAAGAAACUUUUGAUGCCAGAAAAUGAGCACGGAUCAUUCCUUAUUCGGGACAGUGAAAGCCGUCGUAAUGAUUUCUCCUUGUCAGUUCGUGAUGGUGAUACAGUAAAACACUACCGAAUCAGAAAUCUAGACGAAGGUGGAUUUUUCAUUGCCCGUCGAAUACCAUUUAAAACCUUACAAGAACUUGUUGAACAUUACAACAAAGACGCUGAUGGUUUAUGUGUAAACUUAAGGAAACCCUGUAUUCAAAUUGAAAAACCAACUACCAGUGGUUUGUCACAUAGAGAUCAAUGGGAAAUUGAUCGAACCUCUCUCAAAUUUACCCGUAAACUUGGCCAAGGACAAUUUGGUGAAGUUUGGGAAGGUCUUUGGAAUAACACCACACCAGUAGCAAUUAAAACUCUAAAGACAGGAACUAUGGAUCCAAAAGAUUUCUUAGCUGAGGCUCAGAUCAUGAAGAAACUUAGACAUCCUAAAUUGGUACAACUUUACGCUGUUUGUACUUUAGAAGAACCAAUUUACAUCAUUACCGAAUUGAUGAAAAACGGAAGCCUUUUAGAGUAUCUUCAAGGAAAAGGACGUAGUCUUAAACUCCCCCAACUUAUUGACAUGUCAGCUCAUAUCGCCUCUGGAAUGGCCUACCUUGAGUCACAAAAUUAUAUACAUAGAGAUUUAGCUGCUCGAAAUAUUCUUGUUGGUGAGAAAAAUGUUGUUAAAAUUGCUGAUUUUGGUUUGGCUCGGUUAAUUAAAGAAGAUGAAUACGAAGCUCGUGCUGGUGCUCGUUUCCCAAUCAAAUGGACAGCACCAGAAGCCGCUAAUUUUAGUAAAUUCAGCAUAAAAUCGGAUGUCUGGUCUUUCGGUAUUUUAUUAACCGAAAUUGUUACAUAUGGUCGUUUACCUUAUCCAGGUAUGACCAAUGCUGAGGUAUUACACCAAGUUGAACAUGGUUACCGAAUGCCUUGUCCACAAGGAUGCCCGCAGGCACUUUAUGAGAUAAUGUUAGAGUGUUGGCAUAAAGAUCCAAUGAAAAGACCAACAUUUGAAACAUUGCAAUGGAAACUUGAAGAUUUCUUUACACUGGAUGGAUCCGAUUAUAAGGAAGCUUCCGGUGUCCACUAGGAUGUGUAACAUAAUUAACAACAAUUUAAACAUAUUUAUACAAUUUGACACAAUUUUCAACUCUUUUUCUUCAUCAUCAUCGAUUUAACUUCAAUUCAAAAAUCUUCUCUUCUUUUUUUUCUUUAACUCUCCUGAUUUACGAUGUUAGUGAAGUAAAGAAAAAAAAAGAAAAACCAAGAAAGAGAGAGAGAAAAAAAGAAAUGCAAUUUUCUUCAUAUGGACGAGCAAUUAAUUAACCAUAUUCUCAGCCAUUUGUUACUCCAAACUACUUCUUCAAUCAAGAACUACCGAUGUCAACACUAAACAAACAAUCGUAUUUCUAAUCUUCUUGAAAGGUUUUCUUGAUCUCUCCUUUUCCCUCUUCUAUUUACCCUGUAGAUCUUUACCAAUUUGUCUUAUAUCACUCACAUAACAACAAAAGGCACUCAAACUCUUGGUAUCAAAAAAACGUUCUUUUCCUUUGACUUCCUUUUACAUCACCUUUUUGGUAUCAAUCUACUUCUAUCAAUUUAUCACUUCUUUUUUUACACAUCAAAAUUGAUAACAAAAACCUUGUGUUCGUACGUCAGGUUGAAACUUUUUUGUAGAUCCAAGAAUUGACUUAUAUUUCUCUCUUUUCUCUUGCUAUCUUCUUUUUUUCAAUUCUCUUUCUCUCUUAAGUGUGCGAAAAGUGCCAUCAAAAAUUUCUGCUUUUUUUUCUUUAAUAGAAUAUUAGUGUUCAUGAUAAAUUUCGAAUUCGAUUUUGUAAUUACACCGUUAUCUAUGUCGACUGAACAUUCAUCAAUCACCAUUUCUCUUCUUUAGUGUAUCUUUAUCUUUUAUCAUUAUGUCAAUUCUUCAUUAUCUUCAUUGAAGUGAAAUGCUCACUCUGUAUUUCUAUCAAUUGCAAUGCUCUCACUUUUCUGUUCUCUUCUCUAUCUCAUCAUCAUCAUCAUCAUCCUUAUCAUCGCCAUCAAAUGAACCACAACAACCCAGACAACGUCGAUACUAUUCCAGUAAAAACAAAGGCCCAACAACAAGACGACCCCACCACCUAUGCUCAAGCAUUAAUCAUCUUUUUAAUUUUAUAUAUGCUUGUUUUCUCCAUCAAUCUCCCUCUAUCUCUCUCUCAUUUUGUUAGAUUUCUCUUCUAUUAAUUUUGGCUCCCUUAACUUUAUUUACAAAUAUUGUAUUCACAAAAAACAUUCUCAUCAAAUUCCAAUCAUUUUGUAAACUUUACAUCCAAAUCAUUAGCACCUUAUACUUAACACCCUUUCCACCACCGCCACUCAUCAAAACCAUCAAUUCAUUUUCCCUCUUCCUGAAAAUCACCUUCAUUUAUAAAGGUGAUUUUAUCUCUCUCUCUCUCUCUCUCUCUCUCUCUCUCUACUCUUUCCACUUCAAAAAUAAUGUCUCUUUUUUCAAUGUUGCAAGUAAAAAGUGAAGAGAAAAAAAAAUCAAACCAAAACAAAAACAAUCUUAACCUUUCAUUUGAAAACAAUCAGUUAAUCUGACAAAACAUCAACAUGAUCAAUGAAGCAAAUUAUUGUGUCAACCGAAAUGAGGGAAUCAUUUUAAUACUUCACUUAUUUUGCUUUUUGAUUAAAGGGUCAAAUAGAAUUACAAUUUUCUCCAUUUCAGUUACUUUUCUCGCUUUCAACAAUUAAUCAUUUAAUUGUUAGAAUUUUAAAUCGUUGACCAGCCCGCCAACCAGAAUAUCUAUUCACUCCUAUCAUAUGUUUUCCUUUCAUAUGUAACCAGUUUCACUCUUGAUACUUUUGUUUUCUUCCUUUUCUUGCAAUUAGUUAAUUUAAUUUUCUACAAUUAGUGAUCAAUUAUCAGCAAUACAUAAACAAUUAGCUAAUUGUAAUUUUUUUAAUUCUUUUUAAUCAGUUGAAAUAAUUUCCUAUUAUCAAAAGUGUUGGUGGUUUUCACUGUUGAUAAAAUAAU
Messenger RNA from Panonychus citri (citrus red mite), 3720 nucleotides. RefSeq names its product tyrosine-protein kinase Src42A-like. The coding region runs from base 145 to 1791 and encodes 548 amino acids. The transcript is spliced from 3 exons. Gene Ontology annotation, cellular component: extrinsic component of cytoplasmic side of plasma membrane. The record is from RefSeq and is a predicted model, not a curated record. Gene Ontology annotation, molecular function: non-membrane spanning protein tyrosine kinase activity; signaling receptor binding; ATP binding. Gene Ontology annotation, biological process: protein phosphorylation; innate immune response; cell differentiation. Lineage: Eukaryota; Metazoa; Arthropoda; Arachnida; Trombidiformes; Tetranychidae.